Messenger RNA from Struthio camelus australis, 4924 nucleotides. Its product is annotated as opsin-5-like. Gene Ontology annotation, cellular component: plasma membrane. Lineage: Eukaryota; Metazoa; Chordata; Aves; Struthioniformes; Struthionidae. The record is from RefSeq and is a predicted model, not a curated record. Gene Ontology annotation, biological process: cellular response to light stimulus; phototransduction; G protein-coupled receptor signaling pathway. Gene Ontology annotation, molecular function: G protein-coupled photoreceptor activity.
CACAGAAUGGGGUUGUGUUGGGUGGCCAGUCCGUUCUUCAGGGAGAGAUGGGAAAUGCGUCCAACGCCUCAGUGUUCAUCUCCACCUUAUCAGAGAGAGAAGACCUGGUUUUUGGCACGCUCUAUUUAGUCUUUGGCAUUGUGUCCCUCUCUGGGAACUCGCUGCUCCUGCUGGUGGCUUAUCAGAAGAGGUCCAUGCUGAAGCCUGCAGAAUUCUUCAUUGUGAACUUGGCCAUCAGUGACCUGAGCAUGACGGUGACCCUGUUCCCCUUGGCCACAUCAUCCUUAUUUGCACACAGGUGGCUGUUUAACCACGCGAUGUGCACUGUCUAUGCCUUUUGUGGGAUGUUGUUUGGACUCUGCAGCCUCACCAGCCUGACAGUGCUCAGCACAGUUUGCUGCCUGAAGGUCUGUUACCCAGCAUACGGCAACAAAUUCUCUCCCUCGCACGCCGGCGUCCUGCUGCUGUGCGUCUGGGCCUACGCGCUCAUGUUUGCCACCGCCCCACUGGCCGAGUGGGGCAGCUAUGGGCCUGAGCCCUAUGGGACCGCCUGCUGCAUCACAUGGAAAGCCUCGAACAGAGAGGCCAUGCUCUACAUCCUGGCCCUCUUCAUCUUCUGCUACCUCCUCCCCUGCCUCCUCAUCCUCGUCUCCUACUCACUGAUCCUGUGGACGGUGAAGGGCUCCCGCAGAGCCGUGCAGCAGCACAUGUCUCCCCAGAGCAAGGCCAACAGCGUGCACAGCCUGAUCGUGAAGCUGAGCAUUGCUGUCUGCCUGGGCUUUCUGGCUGCCUGGACCCCUUAUGCCAUCGUUGCCCUGUGGGCAGUCUUCGGAGAUGCCAGCCAGGUGCCGGCUCUGGCUUUCGUGCUGUCAGCCGUCUUUGCCAAGUCCUCAACACUCUAUAACCCCCUGGUAUAUCUGCUCUUCAAGCCCAACUUCCAGAAGUUCCUUUCCAAAGACAUCCUGCUCCUCCAGGCCAUCCGCACCAUCCUCUGCUGCGGGUGCCCGAGCGUCUCGCUGCAGCCCAGAGAGAGCAGGACGCACUUCUCCUCAGGCUUCGGUGACCACCGUGGGGCCUGCAGAAACUGCCACGACACUUUCGAAUGUUUCAGUAAUUACCCCAAGUGCUACAAACUCUCCCAGACCCCCGACACUUCGUCCAAGCCUGCUCCCCUGGCUAUCCUGAGCGACGGGUCUGCUUGCCAGCCCGGCCUGAAGAGGACUGUGCAGGUUAUGGUGCUUGUUACAAGGAAAAGGUCUGGCCUGGGUGCUGCAAAUGUGGCAGGUGAAGUCCUGCCCUCAGAGAUCAUGAAAGACCUUCUCUGAGUGCUCAGAGAGCCCCGCAGUGCCCCUUUGGCACCUGGCUCUGUCUUAGCAGCAUAUUGGAAAAAAAACCCCAAACGCAACAUUUCUCUCAUCUAUGUAUCUGAUAGGUCCCAAGCACAUCCUGCAGAUUAAGUGACACAAACAUUUAAGACCAACCCUGCCUCCCUUUCUAGUUUGGCUCUUGCAGUUUGGAGCCGAUAAUUUGCACUUGCAAAAAAAUAGAACCCCAGUGCCUGAAAUCGGGCUAGGGUGCAAUUCCAGGCUGCAGUUUCUACUGCUGUUUGCUCUCAGGGCUCUUGGCCUUUGUUUUUCCAUCCUGGUGCUCCGAUGGCCAAGAAUGAUCUUGGUUGUCUUAAGAAACUGUGUCUAGCACAGAGGGUAGGGGCCUGGGAGCCCUGAGAGGCAAUCCUAGCUCCAAAACCAACUCCUACAGCCUCAGCUAAUUACAUCCUUUCCCAUCUGUGAAUGGGAUAAUGCCAUUCAGCUACCUCACUUGGGAUUAUGAAGUAUUUUUAUAUACCUCACAAGAGACUGCUCUCUGUGUAGGCUGGAGUACCCCACUCCCUCAAUUUGAGUGCAGCCCCCCCUAUGAUCCUGUCUUGUCUUUAGUGUAAGGAUUUGGGGUUAAAAUAAUCCCAGUGCAAGUAAUACCAGGCCCAGGUACUGCUCCUCAGGCAAGGAAUGGCAAAACUGUGGCUGCGCAACAUCCUGGAGAUAGGUCUGCAGUCCUAGGGUGUCUCCCGGCUCUUAGGGAGCUGGGGCAUCUUGCACUAUCUGCACUAUGCAGGGGACCAGGUGCCUGGAGAACAGCAACCAGUUAGCUUCUAGGUGUCAUUUUGAAGCCAUCUCCGAGAAAGUUCACCUGGGAGUCUCAAAGGACACACAUCGGUGCCCAGCUGGCCAUUGCAGUGCCAUAUUGCAGAGCAUAAAGCAAACUGGGAGGACGAGCUAAGCGGAGUGUCCUGGACUGAAGCAGUGCUGGGAAGUAAGCAAGCAGUGUAAAACGUUGUCAAGACCUUGUAGGACUCGCUUGGUUCUCAGAGCGACUGGGCAAAGGAGCAAGAGAAAAGGAUAUGCCAUCUGGAUGCUUGGAAGAAAUGUGUUUUGGAAGGAAACGCUGCCCCAGCCUGUGAGAAGAAAGAUGCAUGUAGUGCUCAGAUUGAGACAGAAAAGUCAUAAAAGUAGCUGGAAGAGAACAGCUAAGACCAAUUUCUUCACAGUUCUUAGAUUUGACACCCAGUGUUGAAAGCCAUCUUGCUAAAAUGAACGGCUCCCUCAUUCGAGAGAGGCUCUGCCCAGGGCAACAUCGCAGGCGGUGAGCAAGGGCGGGCGAGCCGGCCUUGCCGCCUGCCGUCGGGGGUGAGGCAGAGCCUCUGGUGCUGCUGGGACUGCUGAGGAGCAGGAGGCUACCUGAUACCUACAGAAAAAAUAAAUGAAGUACAGAAACUGCUUCUAGAAACACUGAAUUCAACAAGUGCAGUUAAAACUGGAUUUAAGAAACAUGAAUUCCCCCUCUGCCUUGACUCCUGUUACUUUCAUGCAAGGCCAGGGCUGAGUCACCCGCCCCAGCAGGCCUCCUCGGCCAGGACCAGCUCCGGCGGGUGAAGCCGCGAGGAGGUUACACAUCCUGUUCUUUGCCUCACCUUCCUGCUCUGGGCGCUUUCACCAAAACAAACAAAUGAAUAUUUCUGGUGUCUUACCUGCUCUGGGUGAGGGGCUACCAGCAACGGGGGGCACCUCUGCGAUGACUGUGAUGUCCCAAGGCGCCCCAGUAUUUUCUCCUCCAUUUAUGAGCAGCGCCAGGCUGCAGAGCUGGGCUGGCGCCCCGAGCAGGGCCUGCAGAGGGGCUGCCAAGGCCGCUGGAGGCAGCGCAUCGUCGCAGUGCCCGCCGGCUCUUCUUGUCCCCACCCAGAGACCCCCAGCGAGGGCCGUGAGCUCUGGCCUCGCGCAGGUGCUCGGCAGCUGAUCUGAGGAGGCGACUGUGUUGCCCGACCCUGGUGCUUCAUCCUCCCACCCCAAGCAGUGUGCAGAGCACCAAGCUUUUGCAUGUGCCCCCAGUGGGACAGCAAUUCCCAUCACAGGAGGUGAAUAAUGCAGCCUCCACCCUGUCACAGGGAGAUGAGAAAGGUUGAUUUUAUCCAGAAAAAUGAAGGAGUGCAUUCAAGGUUUUGCGACGGGUCAGUAGCAGAGCUGGGAAAAGGCAGUCUCGCACUUGCUGCCUUCCUCCCUGCAGGCGGGUGACCACAACUGCUCUGCAAUCCACGCCUGCCGCGGCGCGGGGAGCAGCUUUAACCCACCAAGGUGCUGACUGGGAAGAGGGAACCAUUUUUCACACCAACCCCUGGAAAAGAGCAGCAGAAAUAAGUCACUUGCUCAAGAUGACACCACGAGGCAAUGCAGAGCUGAGGACACAGGCCAGGGGCUUCCCUUCUCACCUCCCAGCCCCAGGCUUCGGCUCCGACGCUCAUUCUCAUCCACGCUCUACCUAUCUUUGCUUCAUUUAUCCAGCAGUGCCCGAAAUGCCUAAGGCUAAGAAGGGCCAUGGGAUAAGGGAGGAAAACCUGUCGCACAGUCGUGCAAGGGGAGCUAUGCUCUGCACAGGGAACAGGAAGAGAGGUGUUGCGUCCUAACACCAGGCAGGAAACACCAGCAGAAUUUUUCCUCUGAUUUUACGCUGGAUUUAGGCUGUCGGUGAGAUGGACCUGUGGGUGCCUUGUUCCCACUGAGUGAACUCAUCCACCUCCAAUAGGGUUUCCCUCCACCGGUGCGGUAACAGCCAGAGGAAAGCUCCAGCCAAAGUGAGAUGAAAGGACAGAGAAUUAAUAUGAUCAGAUGAAAUUUGUUUUCAGAAGUGAGUCUGCCUGCUGGCCAGGCCUGCCGCCCUGCGCGGCUGCUCUGGAAAAGACUGUGGAAACGCUGCAGAGCUGGCAAGAAGAAAAGUGUGAAAAAUGAAAUGUUGACAUACCCAGAGAUGGAGAGGUGAAGACAGGCUGACUUCCCCCAUGCACUUUGUUAUCUGCUCUUCUAAAGCUGGCCACGGGUACCCGGACCUUUGGGCUGGAUCCUAUGAGCUCUUGGCUCAUCGUUUCAGCCUGGGCUCUGCUGAGAUGCCUCCGUGGCCGACAAUGAAGAGCAGGACAAGCUGCAGGUGAGCCUGCAGCCUCCGUGGACGCCCGCAGCGAGACGUUUGCCGAGGCGGCAGCGGGGGUGAGGGGCUGCGCUCAGGCAGGAGCAGGAGAAGUCCGAUGGACCAGCGCCGCCGGGCCACAGACGGCAGCUACCUGCUGCUGCUCGUUUACGCUUCAACCUUGGUACUGCUGAAUCCAGGCAUUAAAAGUAAGAGUUAGCCUUUUUGGCCUCGAUGUUUUGCCCAAAUCCCAAGGUAGGUCGUGCUUUUCUCAGCUAGCCCCGUCUGCAGGCCGUUUCCCCGGACAUAGUCCCCCUCCCCGUGCUCUCCUGCGAGGACUGCGGGCCAUCGCUGUGGCCGCUCAGAGGCCAGCGGCGGCUGCAACCCCUGCCCUAACUAGCGCGUGGCAUCCAGCCACGUGAAGGCGGCACGUGCUUUUGUCCCUCGGUUGUUCCCACGCAGCCACUUCUAC